UUGAAGCCGGAUCCGUUCCAGCAGCGCGCGGCUGUGCCUGGAGCGCCGUCACUGCUGCUGGUGGCCGCUCACACCUCGGCCGGCAAAACCGCGCUGGCCGAGUACGCCAUGGGGCUGGCCCGGCGCCACAUGACACGGUCCAUCUACACCUCCCCCAUCAAGGCUUUGUCCAAGCAGAAGUUUGGGGAUUUCCGCGACACCUUCGGGGACGUGGGGCUGCUGACGGGGGACGUGCGGCUGCGCCCCGAGGCCGCGUGGCUGGUGAUGAGCACCGAGAUCCUCAGGUCGAUGCUGUCCAACGGCUCCGACGCCAUCCGGGACCUGGAGUGGGUGAUCUCCGACGAGGUUCACUGCGUCAACGACGAUGAGAGGGGUGUGGUGUGGGAGGAGGUGCUGAUCCUGCUGCCCGAGCACGUGAAGCUGGUGCUGCUCAGCGCCACCGUCCCCAACACCCUCGAGUUCGCCCAGUGGGUCGGUCGCACCAAGCGUCGCUGUGUCCGUGUUCUGAGCACCCCGCGCCGCCCGGUGCCGCUGGAGCAUUUCCUGUUCACCGGGAACAGCGCCCGGAACCGGCACCAGCUGUUCCAGCUGCUGGGCCCAGGGGGGGCCUUCAGCACCCAGGGGUACUACGCGGCGGUGGAGGCCAAGAAGGAGCAGAGCAGCAAACACGCGCAGAGCUUCGGGGCACGGCAGCCCACCAUGGGAGCCCCCAACCCUGGGCAGGAGUGUGGGGUCUGGCCGUCCCUGCUGCAGACCCUCCGUGAGCGGGAGCUGCUCCCGGCCGUCACCUUCACCUUCUCCCGUGGCCGCUGCGAGGAGCAGGCGGCCGCCCUGGGCUCCCUGGAGCUGCUGAGCGGCGCCGAGCGCGCCCAGGUCCGGCACUUCCUGACGCGCUGCCUGGCCCGGCUGCGCGGCUCCGACCGGCGCCUGCCACAGGUGCUGCAGCUGUCGGAGCUGCUGCAGCGCGGCAUCGGCGUCCACCACGGCGGGGUCCUGCCGCUGCUCAAGGAGAUGGUGGAGAUGCUCUUCAGCCAGGGGCUGGUGAAGGUGCUGUUUGCCACCGAGACCUUAGCCAUGGGGGUGAACAUGCCGGCGAGGACCGUCGUCUUCGACUCCAUCCGCAAACACGACGGGAAUGGCUUCCGGGAUCUCCUGCCCGGCGAGUACACGCAGAUGUCGGGGCGCGCCGGCCGCCGCGGGCUGGACACCACCGGCACCGUCAUCAUCCUCUGCAAGGGAGCCGUGCCCGAGCUGUCGGAUCUGCACCGCAUGAUGCUGUGUCACUGCCAUGUUCCCACCGUGUCCCCCGAUGGCUUCGGCUCCCAACGGUCGCUCCCCGGCGCUGGGUCCAGAGCGGCCCGAGGAGGGGAUGCUCUGUGUGCCGGAACGCUGCUGACAGCACUGAAAACCUGUGUGCUUCGUGGUGUCCAUCGCCCAGCUGGCAACGAUUCCCUGGUGUUUGGUGCAUUAAGUCACACCCAGCUGUGUGGGAUGGCAGAGUCAGGUGGGCCCUUUAUUGAACAGAUUUAUCUGCUACAAGGCUACGCAGAAGGAUGGAAAGGAGGAACACAGGGGGAAAAAAAAAUAGAUGAAAGGCCAUGCAUUGAUCACCUGAUGUACUCCAGAGACAAACAUGGCUAUUGCAGGUAACAUGGAGCAGCCCUUCUGGCCUUUUCAGUUGUAUUCAGAGAGAUGUUUGCCUGCUGUGAAUAUCUGGGUGCUUGGAGUUCACUCUGAUUUUAACAAGCCCAUCAAUAAUAAAACAUUGUAUUGAUAGAGCAAGAUCUACUUCUGUAAAGUUGUUGCUCCACAGAAAAGCAGCAUAAAGAAGCUAGCUGGAUUAUUUGUAUGAUAUGUAGCUUUUUUAGGAUGUUUUGUUCUUUAUAUGGUGUUCAUUUCAAAUACAAGCGUGUGAACUUUGUGUUCCC
Messenger RNA from Poecile atricapillus (Black-capped chickadee), 1928 nucleotides. Its product is annotated as superkiller complex protein 2-like. The annotation marks the transcript as partial. Gene Ontology annotation, cellular component: Ski complex. Gene Ontology annotation, molecular function: RNA helicase activity; nucleic acid binding; ATP binding. The transcript is spliced from 13 exons. Gene Ontology annotation, biological process: nuclear-transcribed mRNA catabolic process, 3'-5' exonucleolytic nonsense-mediated decay. The record is from RefSeq and is a predicted model, not a curated record. Lineage: Eukaryota; Metazoa; Chordata; Aves; Passeriformes; Paridae.